This is a messenger RNA of Aspergillus piperis CBS 112811, 357 nucleotides long. RefSeq lists its product as uncharacterized. The coding region runs from base 1 to 357 and encodes 118 amino acids. The record is from RefSeq and is a predicted model, not a curated record. NCBI's taxonomy places the organism in Eukaryota, Fungi, Ascomycota, Eurotiomycetes, Eurotiales, Aspergillaceae. The transcript has a single exon.
AUGCGAGCAAUUUUGCCAAUUAUUAGAGACCAGGUGUUUCUGAAGCAGGAGAAAUCACUCGUCUGGACUUAUUUUCCCGAUGAGGAGGUCUGCGUUUCUGCCGUUCUGACAGAGACCGGUAUCGAUCAUGCUGUCAUUCAUCCCGGGUUGACCGCCAGAGAGAGAUCGAUCAUUGUGAAGUGGUUUAUUCGAGACCUCGACAAGUGCAUGGUAUUGGUGAUGAGUUACUUGGUCAGUUCAGCCGGUCUGAACCUGCAGACUCUGUGCCAUAAUCUCCAAUUCGAAAAGACGGCAUCCUGGCAACCACACGAAUACAAACAUAAUGAUGCGGGCAUGAGGCUACUCCGGUACGCUUAG